AUGGUUGAAGAAUCAGAGACACCAGAUUACUAUGAAUUCUAUGACUAUGACAAUGAGAAUGACACCGAAGAGUCUUGCCCAUCUCAGGACAUGCCUCAAGCCAACUGGAUCCUCCCGAUACUCUACUCUGUUUUUUUCAUAGUUGGAUUUAUUGGGAAUGUGGUGGUGAUGAUUGUUUUGUUCAAGAGGAGCUCACGAAGGGCAGACACCUUUAUUCUCAACCUUGCAGUUUCUGAUUUUAUUUUUGUUCUGACAUUGCCUAUGUGGUCAUCCUCCCUGGCACUGGGUGGAUAUUGGCCAUUCGGCAUUGACCUUUGCCGUGCCAGUGGUUUCAUUAUUGCGGUUUCUAGAUGUGCCAGCUCCAUGCUCAUGGCUGUCAUGAGUGUGGAUCGCUACCUUGCAGUCAGGAAGGGACAGAAAGUUCAUCCACUUCGCGUUCAUACCUGCUCGUUUGUAACCUGUUGCACAAUUUGGGCUUUCUCAAUCCUCACUGGUGUUCCAACACUUAUUUACCGCCGCAUUGACAACAUUACUCUGGGCUGCGUAGAGUAUUCGGAGUCACCAGUCUACGCAGGUCUAAAGUUAUCUACUGUUAUCAUCACAUUUGUUCUGCCCUUUCUGAUUGUUGUCUUCUGCUACUGCAGCAUGGCCAAGUAUCUGUGGAGCUACUUCGGAGGAAAGAAAGACACCGCAAACGGGAUGAUGAAACGGCGAUCCCGGCACAGCUGGCUGCGCAUUGUCUUUUGCGUAGUUGCCGCAUAUUCCCUCUCAUGGUUCCCUUUUACCAUUCUCAAUACUGUUAAAUUAGUGAGCAACCUGGGCAUAGAUCUGCCCUGCCACCUCUGGACUGCUACAGAACAAGCUCUAACUGCCGCAGCUGCCCUGGCCUUUGCCAACAGCUGCACCAACCCCCUGAUCUACACUUUUCUAGAUGCUGGUUUUCGACGAAGAGCAAGACAAAUUCUGCCGUGGUUGCUUUCAAACUGCUGCACUUUUAAACAACUUUCUAUUCGAGGUUGGAGUGUCUCGACUACUCUCAGAAGCAUGGAAAGCACCAGCUAUACAGACAGUGUAGGACGGCAGUCGGCAUAA
Messenger RNA from Pelobates cultripes (western spadefoot toad), 1092 nucleotides. The record is from the annotation of a GenBank genome assembly. Lineage: Eukaryota; Metazoa; Chordata; Amphibia; Anura; Pelobatidae.